Bolinopsis microptera is the source of this 2905-nucleotide messenger RNA. Its product is annotated as DDB1- and CUL4-associated factor 12-like. Bases 237 to 1436 code for a protein of 399 amino acids. Gene Ontology annotation, molecular function: protein binding. NCBI's taxonomy places the organism in Eukaryota, Metazoa, Ctenophora, Tentaculata, Lobata, Bolinopsidae. The transcript is spliced from 7 exons. The record is from RefSeq and is a predicted model, not a curated record.
AACAACAGUAGAACUGUUACAUACAGUUUUGCCUCAGUAUGUGGACUACAAUAUUGGGUACAAUUUGGCUGUGCCUUCUUUGUUCAUUAUUUGAACCAGUAGUUUUCUAUCAUUGUGGCAUCUAAAACAAAUCUUUUUAAAUCUACAUUUUUCUAAUCUUCAACCCUUGAAUAGAAUGGAACUGAAAGUUAUCAUGUGAGUUUAUCAAGAUAGAAUGGAAACAUACGACCGGCAAGAUGGGAAAAAUGGAAAACAUUAUCGGGCACCUGUACAACAGGGACAGUAAGAGACCUAUACCCUACAACCAUCGCAAGCAAAUAAUAGCCAAGUCCCGGAACUGCAGCUACCUGACUGAGAGAUGUAUCGAAGUGCCCAACACUUACAAUAAGAUAUUUGCUUCUGUUUGGGUGGACACUGACCAUGUGGUUGUGGGCACCAAAUGUAAUCGUUUGUUAGAAAUUAAUGUGCAGAAUGGAUCAAAACGAGAGAUACCAUUAAUGAGAUCACCUUACCCGCGGGAAGUACCAGACCAGACUGCCGGGAUACACGCUAUCGCUCUCAACCCCAGCAAAUCCUUCAUGGCUACUGGAGGUCAAAAUGUCAACGAUUUAGCACUGUACUCCCUGCCAGAUUAUCAGCCGUACGCUGUCGGAGAGUUUCACCAAAGCUGGCUCUUCGGAAUAUCGUGGAUCAACGACUUCAUGCUUUGUACUGGUGCACGGGAUGGUAACGUGUGUUUGUGGACCAUAUUCGACGUUGAUGGCUUCUCAACAUAUGAAGAAGAAUGUGGAAUGUACCGGAAAACACCUAUCGAGAUACUGAGAACUGAGGGUAUUAUCCGGAUACGAGAUACACACUACAAUCCCACCUGUGAGAGAUUGGGGACUAUAGGAUAUGGAGCUGGUAAAUACGACGCUAAAGUCUGUUUUGUGGACAUCAGGCAACCGCUGCAGAAAAGAGUGAUAACAUUGCCUCAAAAGGAGGAGAAUAUAGUGAUAUCAGGACAUGACAGCAGCCCUCUAUUUGCUGUUGGCAGCCUCUCCCAUCUCAUGCUUAUCGAUGAUCGAGAUCCCAAUACAACCGAUAUUACUUCAGUUAAAAUCCUCGAACCCGCUCAAGGCAUUAGGUCGUUAUCGUUUCAAGGAGACAUCAUUACAAUAGGGGCAUGUAAAACCAGCCUUAUGUUCUACGACGUCAGAAAUCGAAAAUAUGUAACCGAUCACGACGAAAAUCCAGUCAAACGAAAACUCAAGCAGGGAUAUGUUGCAGAAAAUAUGGACUGGCACAUGCACCGCUACUCAUUUUACCCUCCCUCAACAUCAGAUGUCAUCAGCAUUAUGACUCACUGCUACGAUGAUUCGGGACUCCGACUUUUCGCAGCCGGAGGUCCAUUACCUUUAGAACUUAUCGGUAACUACGCCUCGAUCUGGGAGUAGACUGUAUUUACUGAAUACAUAGUGAACUGUGAUAUUCCAUUCGCAAUUACCGGCCCUUGGUUCUACGGUCCUAGUAUCUAACUUGAGUUUGUCCAUGCAUUUUAGUUCGGAAUUUGGAUGUACCGGUUCUAAAUUGGUCCAGUAUUAUCUGGUGUUAAGAGGCGAAAAUAAGAAUUUGGCAAACAGGUGAGUCUGAAAAAAGCCGGCAACGCUUUUGUCCGGACAACUUAAGACCGAUAAAGUGUAAGCGUACAAAAUUGAACGGAGAAAAAGUUUCAUAGUUCAGUUUUAGUCAAGUGUCAGACCUUAAUUAAUGAUUCGGUUUUUCUAUAAAUUUGGGAAAUUUUUUGAUGCUCUUUACGGCUUGUAACUAAUUAUGUAAACCUACAUUUGGGAUUUUAAUAAACUAGAUGUUUUGGCGGUGGAACACUGCUUCAGUGCUGGUACCUUCGGGUCGACCUGUUCAUUGAUAAUAUAAUCAUCUGGGUAGUUGGUACAAUUCUUAAAACCCACGUUUAGAAUGACCUGUAAAACCUAGGUUAAACUGCAACAGGAUUAUAACGUGAUAGAGAACUUGUGGGCGAUUUUGUAACUGAAAAGAAAGUCGAAAUGUACGACGUUCAGUAAAGCGCGUGUAUACUCUCAAGAUAUUGGAUAUUGAUAACAAUAAUAUGGAGAAUGGAGAUGAACCUAGCAGUGGAAAAAAAGAGUAAACGAAUUUGUUCAGGUUACCUUUAUUUUGGUUUUGAAGGAAAUCUAAGAAGGAGCCUAUCACAAAUACACAUUGGUCUAAUAUCAAGAUAUGCGGUAGUUUUCACUCAAUCAAUUCAGCAAGCACGUUAGAGGAGAACUUGCUGUUUAGAGUUCUGUGUAUUUCCAGUUGAAGUCUGCGUAUUUUGAAAACCUGCCUGAAACAAUAUCUUGCGAGCUGGAAUAAGAGACCGAUUCGCUUGAAGAAGAAUUUGGUGGCUCUUGAUGUCAGUUCUCAAUUUUAUGUACCAUUUGUGCAGCUUUUCUUCCGUUAUGUUAGUUGGUUUUAAGUAUAGUAAUCAUUGAGUAUCUGCUUCAGGAAUCAACUAGUAGAUGGUAAACCAAAUGCGACUUUUUAGUGUACGAUAUUUUGUAUUGAAGAGCGUGAUUUGAUGAUGUUUUCUCAGGGUCGUCAAAUGAUUCUGAUUAAAGACCGGGCAAAUGAUAUAUUUAUUUGGAUUCUUACUGUUUUUCGAUUCUUAAUAAACAUAAAAUACCCAACACAUUAAAUUAUGAUAUGAAAGUGUUUUAUUUUUGGGUAGGUAUAAACUUGUACAAUUUUAUUUAUACACAGUUCAAGAAUUGUUGUGUGUAACAAAACAUUUUCCCAAAUAUAACUUAUCGCCUUAUUGUUUGUCAGCUUGAAUUUGAGCGAUAUUUAAUCCUUGUUAAUAUCAUUAUUUCUAUAUGUUUCUUCAGUGAAUGUUACAAAUUGUAUC